Messenger RNA from Ciona intestinalis (vase tunicate), 1786 nucleotides. RefSeq lists its product as uncharacterized. NCBI's taxonomy places the organism in Eukaryota, Metazoa, Chordata, Ascidiacea, Phlebobranchia, Cionidae. The record is from RefSeq and is a predicted model, not a curated record. Gene Ontology annotation, molecular function: G protein-coupled receptor activity. Gene Ontology annotation, biological process: G protein-coupled receptor signaling pathway. Gene Ontology annotation, cellular component: membrane.
AAAGGGCUUAUAUUAUACCUAUAGAUGAAAGAUUCCAAAGCAUGAAACCUGAAUAUGUAUUGGUGUCAGCUGGUACAUUCAUCAUCGGGAUACUUAUAAAUGUUAUCACUCUAUUCGCACUGCUACGGUAUCGACGUUUAUAUAAAAUGAACUUAAACGAACGGAUAGUGUUGAGUUGCAUGACCAUCUGCGGGGCAGGAACAGCUAUUUGCGGAACCUUCCCCACACUUUUAUCAGCGGGUAUAGAACAACAAGCAAUGAUAAACGUGCCAGCAAAUAAUUACAGUCCAUGGUGCGAGGGCUUUGGUUACCUGAGUAUAUUCUUCAUGUCUGCUUCGUCAUGUCUAUCCGCCAUGCUUUCUAUUACUCGCUACGUCAUCGUGACGUAUCCAUUUCGCAGUGACGUCAGACCGACAAAUUGUUGGUUGCUAGUCGGCCAAGUGACAUUAUGGGUAUACGUCAUCAGUUUCUACGUCAUAGUAGCCAUUCUCGUGAAUGCUGGAAUCGGACUUCCGUUACGACAUAAUGACGUUGGUAAUAUUACAAACGUCACAAACAAUUCCUUUGUUACGCAAAGAAACAUCAACAAUGAUGGAGAUUCCAAUUUGUAUAAUUCAAAUCUUCAACUUUUUAUGAGCCAGCAAUCAACCGACGUCACAAACAAUACAAAAAUGUAUUAUGACGUCACAUUUAUAACAGCGAACUCGGGCAAUGCCCUCUUGUGCGCCCCCAACUGGCGAGAGAUACCAGGUUACUUCAUAGCUGUAAUGAUAUGUUUCUACAUUAUACCUCUGAUACUGCUGUUCAUAUUCUACCUGCUCGUUACCAGAACUGCAUACAAACAAGUGCGAGACAUACAAAGCACCUUGAUAAGGCCAUCAGUGACCUCGGAGCCUACGUCAUCAAAUGAUAAUCUCGUUUUAAACGACGAAAAGCAGCCGCAAGAUGUCGCUGAAGUGGUGACGAUUUCACAAAUGCUUUUUGAAUACACGAACCCGCUUCGUGCGUGGCAGCGAAUGCAGAAAACCCGCGUAAGCCGUCGAAAAGCGACGCGAACUUUCCUGACAGUGGUUCUCCUAUUUUUUCUUACUUGGACUCCGUAUUUCGUUUAUUACAUCAUAGAGUGCAAUAAUUACUACGUCACAGAAGCCCCGUCAAGCUUCAAUGAAUCUGCGUCAUAUUUUAUCACAGGGUUGGCCAUGGGGGGCAGAAUUUUCUCUAUCGUCGUUUACGCAGUCUUGAACCGACCGUUACGGUUAUCGGUGCGUCGUACUCUACGCGAUGCUAAGCGUAGCGUAACGCAGUGUUACGUAGCUCGUAACUUUAUGAGGUUUAGGCACAAAGUUGCUCCAGCUACGAAUAAUAACGAAAAAAGAGUAAAUCCCCAAACUACUACCCCGAUAACAGGAAGGCCAACCACACGCAAUGCAUGGUCAUAACCAACAAUAAGCAGGGUGGGCUUACCCUGGAACUUUCUGCAUCGCUUUAAUCCAUAAAUAAAAACCAAUAAGUUGAAAUUUUUUCACAUGAUUGUGCGUCCUAACUAUUUCUGCCUCCUCUGCAUUUAAUAGGUUUGUGACCACCAUGCAUAUUUUUCCCUUAUAUGAACUCAUGAUGACGUCAUACACUAUUAUUGUGAUGUAAUAUAUCUCAGUUUCAUUUUCCACAAAAUCGUUGUUUUUUUCGUUUAGUUUCAUGUUCAAAAAAUAAACAAGAAUCCAAGAUGGUGAAUCUUGGUGAACAAAAUGGUGGAUCUAAAAAUGAUCUUACAUUGAUAUAAUAUCAA